AUGGUCGCCGCGGAUGUCGACGCACCGACCGUCCUCGUCAAAGUCCAGGGCGUCAACGGGACUCUCGCGGAGCCGGACGAGGAGGUGUCCCUAGAGGACAUCGACCCCAUCCUUGCCGUCUUCGCGAUCUGUCUUCGACUGGUGCUGAGUACCCCAGCGCUAUUCUGCCAGGAGGUCGGGGACGGCGAAGACCCCGACGCGGUUCUCACCUUCGGCAUCCACUACGAGGAUUGGCAUAGGGCGUUAUAUAUGCUUAAAAGCUCGCCACGGCAAGCCCGCCCUCAACCCGAAGCUCACCAAGAGACGCGCGAAACCGCAACCCUACCAUUCCUCGGUUACGCUGCUGCCGAAAGGCGGCCAGAGCAUAUUAGCGAGUUCGGAAAGGAGCAGGCCAAUGCCUUGGCCGCCCUCGAGAUGACACGAGAGCUCGCCUACCUCUAUCCCGGACUGAACGCCAGACCUAGAUGGCCCCCCGCCACGUCAUCGAACAGACGUUGA
Messenger RNA from Hirsutella rhossiliensis, 498 nucleotides. RefSeq lists its product as uncharacterized. Bases 1 to 498 code for a protein of 165 amino acids. The record is from RefSeq and is a predicted model, not a curated record. Lineage: Eukaryota; Fungi; Ascomycota; Sordariomycetes; Hypocreales; Ophiocordycipitaceae. The transcript has a single exon.